ACAUUUCAUAUAUGCAAAAGUUCAACUUUCAUUUUCUUUAUAUAGAAAAUUAUUGGACAUGGCUAUUGAUUCUAACCAGGUGGGACGAAGAAAUUUUUUUUUACCUUUUCAAUGAAAAAGGAAUUUGUUUUCUAUUUUGUGUCAGCUACUUUAAGGCUUUAAAUUUUCGAAAAUCAAAGGCAAGAGUCAGAGUCCAUGAAAGGGCGAGCUUCUUUAGUUUUUUGCUCCAUUUUUCUUUCCAUCUUACUAAUUUCCACAGCAUUAGACACGAUCACUAUAGAUAAACCCAUUAGAGAUGGAGACACAAUUGUUUCAGCUGGUGGAGUUUAUGAACUUGGAAUUUUCAGCCCUGGAAAUUCCAAGAAUCGGUAUGUUGGCAUAUGGUAUAAGAAGAUAUCACCUAGAACUGUCGUCUGGGUUGCCAACAGAAACAUUCCACUGAAUGACACUUCAGGAGUGUUAACACUAAGACCCAAUGGAAUUCUUGUACUUAUCAACAGUUCCAAUUCUUCAAUUUGGUCAUCAAACUCGUCAAGAUCCUUAAAGAAUCCAAAAGCACGGCUCCUGGAUUCUGGGAACCUUGUUGUCAGUGAUGGAAAUGACAGAGAUCCAGAAAUGAAUUUCGCGUGGCAGAGUUUUGAUUAUCCAGGAAAUACUUUAUUACCUGGCAUGAAGCUUGGACGUAAUUUAGUCACGGGCAUGGAUUGGUACAUAUCGUCAUGGAAGAGCACUGAUGAUCCUGCUCCUGGUGAAUAUAUGGAACGUCUUGAUUCUAAUGGAUACCCGCAAUAUUUCGUGUGGAAAAAUUCGUCUAUAGCAUUUAGCACAGGGCCAUGGAAUGGUAUUGGAUUUAGUAGUAGUCCUAAAAUUAAACCAACUGUAUAUUACACUUUCGGGUUUGUCAUUAAUCAGCAGGAAAUUUACUUCAAAUAUGAGCUCAAUGAGCCCCUGCCCACCAGGAUUGUGAUCAACGAGGCUGGGCGGGUAGAUCAACUAACAUGGAUUGAGCGCAGUCACAGCUGGUUACUCUACGUGGCAACACAAUCUGAUACUUGUGAUCGUUUUGCUUUAUGUGGUCCUUAUGCAAGUUGCAACAUCAAUAACUCUCCUCCAUGUGACUGUUUACAAGGUUUUGAGCCUAGGUAUCCUAAUCAAUGGUAUGCAGCGGACUGGUCUAGUGGUUGUGUAAGGAGAACUUCUUUGGCUUGUAACCAAGAUGAUUUUCUUAAAAUGACGGGUAUUAAGAUGCCGGAUUCUAGGCAAUCCUGGUAUAAUCAGAGCAUGAACCUUGAAGAAUGCAAAAAAAUGUGCUUGGCUGAUUGCAAUUGUACAGCCUACUCAAAUCUUGAUGUUAGAAAUGGCGGAAGUGGAUGCUUACUAUGGUUUGGUGAACUCAUUGAUAUUAGAGAGGUGAGCCAGAAUGAUCAAAACCUGUUCGUGAGAGUCGCUGCUUCAGAAUUAGAUUCAGACAGGAAUAAGAGGAGAAAGAGUUCAGUCCUGAUUGCGAUCAUUUCAGCAGUGGUAGCAGCUUUUAUCCUCAGCUUUGUAGCUUGGUUUUCCUUCCAAAGAAAGAAUAGAAGAACAGAUAAAUAUACUAGAGGUGCAGAAGUUGGAAACGAAGACCCCGAGUUGCCAUUGUUUGAUUUAGUUACUGUUACUAGUGCCACUAAAAACUUCUCUUCUGCUAAUGUGAUUGGUGAGGGUGGCUUUGGACCAGUUUACAAGGGUAUCCUACCAAAUGGACAAGAGAUAGCAGUUAAGAGGCUAUCAAAGAAUUCUGGACAAGGCCUUCAAGAGUUAAAAAAUGAAAUCGUUCUCAUUUCCAAGCUGCAACACAGGAACCUUGUCAAGUUUUUGGGUUGCUGCCUUGAAGGAGAAGAAAGGAUGCUAAUUUAUGAAUUUAUGCCAAACACUAGCUUGGACUAUUUCAUUUUUGAUCAAAGCAGAAAAGCAUCACUUGCAUGGAAAAACCGCUUUGAAAUUGCAAUGGGAAUAUCUCGAGGUCUUCUUUAUCUUCACCAGGACUCAAGAUUUAGAAUUAUUCACAGAGACCUCAAGACCAGCAACAUUUUGUUAGAUAGCAACUUGAAUGCCAAAAUUUCUGAUUUCGGCCUUGCCAAAAGUUUUGGCGGAGAUCAAAUGGAAGGAAAAACUAAGAGAGUAAUAGGGACAUACGGAUAUAUGUCCCCAGAGUAUGCUGUUGAUGGGAAAUAUUCAGUAAAAUCAGAUGUAUUCAGUAUCGGCGUAAUCAUUCUAGAAAUAAUUAGUGGCAGAAGGAACAGGAAAUUUCAUCAUUUGGAACAUCAUCACAAUCUUUUGGGGCAUGCAUGGUUACUUUGGAAUGAAGGCAAAGCGUUGGAACUGAUGGACGAAUGUUUGGAAGAAUCAUUUUCAGAAUCUCAAGUGUUGAGAUGCAUUCAGGUUGGUUUGUUGUGCGUCCAAAAACUACCAGAGGAUAGGCCUACAAUGGCAUCAGUAGUUUUCUGGUUGGAAAAUGAAGGUCUGGUUCUUCCUCAACCAAAACAGCCUGGUUUUUUCAUAGAGAGGAAUUCAAUGGAACUAACAGAAUCAGCUGAGUUUAUCAGUUAAUUCUUUUGUAAUAUGGUCAAGCCCAUUGUGCAUCCAAUUUAAUCUCCUCAGUGCUCUCUGUUGGUCCAAUUAGCAGAGAAUCUUGGAGAUAUAGUAUAUCAAGAAUAUACACAUAUCUUAAUCAUUUCAUACUAUUGACUGGAUGUUAACAAGCUUCUAGGCUCCUAUAUAUCAUGACAUAAAAAUUUAGAGGUGUAAAAAUUAGCCAUGUUUAUGUAACUCGUUCAAUUCGAUGUUGGUGAACUGACAAUAAAGAAUAGGUCAAUUCCAAGUUGACCCACCAAAGGUUUUAGACUA
This is a messenger RNA of Nicotiana tabacum (common tobacco), 2886 nucleotides long. RefSeq names its product G-type lectin S-receptor-like serine/threonine-protein kinase At4g27290. Lineage: Eukaryota; Viridiplantae; Streptophyta; Magnoliopsida; Solanales; Solanaceae. The record is from RefSeq and is a predicted model, not a curated record. Gene Ontology annotation, biological process: protein phosphorylation; recognition of pollen. Gene Ontology annotation, molecular function: ATP binding; protein serine/threonine kinase activity.